Messenger RNA from Capsella rubella, 1630 nucleotides. Its product is annotated as B3 domain-containing transcription factor NGA4. The coding region runs from base 441 to 1436 and encodes 331 amino acids. Gene Ontology annotation, molecular function: DNA-binding transcription factor activity; DNA binding. The transcript is spliced from 2 exons. The record is from RefSeq and is a predicted model, not a curated record. Lineage: Eukaryota; Viridiplantae; Streptophyta; Magnoliopsida; Brassicales; Brassicaceae.
UUGAAAAGGACAAGAAGCUCUCACAUGACCCGAACCAUAUCAUUCAUGGGUCCCUUUACUCUUCUCUAAUAUUUGAUCUUCAUCUCUGCCAUCGAGAAAACAAAAACUCUUUCAAGCCCACUACGAACACUUCUUCACCCCUUAAAAAGUCACAAAGAGAGAAGAAAGAGAGAGAGAGAGAGAAGCCAAUUUAACUCGAAAACAUUGAUUUCGUUUUCAUUUAUUUACCUUUUGGAGUCAACGAAAAGAUCAGAAGAAGGAAGCAAACACAAAGAGAUUUUGUAUUGGGUCAUCAUCUUGUCAACAAUCACUACUCAUCAGAUCCAUAAAAAUAAAGUUGAGAUACUUUUUGAAAGAUCUUGAAUUGGUCCAUCUUCUUGUCAAGAAACCCAUUAGAACAGAAAAAGAAAAAAAGUUGGAUACUUUUGAAAGAUCUUGAAAUGAACAUGUCAACAAUGAAUUCUGAACAAGAACUCGCCGAGAACGGAGCUGGCGGUUCCGGCGGCGGCGACAAUAAUUACUUCUACACCGCGGAGAUGCGAGAGCACAUGUUCGACAAAGUGUUGACACCAAGUGACGUCGGUAAACUAAACCGGCUCGUGAUCCCAAAGCAGCAUGCAGAGAACUACUUCCCUUUGGAAGACAAUCAAAACGGCACAGUGUUGGAUUUCCAAGACAGAAACGGCAGGAUGUGGAGGUUCCGUUACUCGUACUGGAACAGUAGCCAAAGCUACGUGAUGACCAAAGGCUGGAGCCGUUUCGUCAAAGACAAGAAACUCACUUCCGGGGACACUGUCUCUUUCCACCGUGGCUUCAUCCCCGACGACAACGCACCGGAGAGACGGCUGAAGAUAAUGUUCAUCGACUGGAGGCAUAGAGAUACCCAUAAUAACUACGGCUUCGGGUCUCCACCAUAUCCAACGGCUAGCUUUUAUCCGCCGCCACAGUAUCCCAUGCCAUUGCCAAGCUACCGGAGCUUCCCACCCUUUUAUCAUAACCAGUAUCAAGAAAGAGAGUAUCUAGGUUAUGGCUAUGGUAGACUUGUUAACGGAGGGCGUUACUACGCAGGAACACCGUUGGAUCAUCAUCAUCAUCAUCAGUGGAGUCUUGGUAGAUCUCAGCCGUUGGUUUAUGAAUCAGUUCCUGUUUUUCCUGCGGCAAGGGCACCACCACCACCACCGGCGCCUCCUCAGCCGCCAAUAACGAGGAGGCUGAGACUGUUUGGGGUUGACGUGGAAGAGUCUUCUCCUUACGUGGAGACACGUGGCGAGAUGGGAGUGGCAGGACACUCUUCGUCGUCUCCGGUCGUGAUCGGAGACGAUGACCAAUUAUCUUGGAGGUUGCCAAGUGGGGAAGUGGAUGCAUCGACUUCUUUGCCGAUGCAGCUAAGUGAUGAUGAAGACUACAAGAGGAAAGGGAAGUUUUCAGAGUACUAAAGAUAGAAAUAAAAUAAGAAAGUAUUAUCCCAUUAUACAUUUUCACCAUUUUCUUUUUAGUAUCUCCUCUUGUUUCCUUAGUUUUAAGUUCGUUUCCAACUUUCAAAUAAUUAGGUCAUUUUGCAAUUGGGGAAUAUUGUAGUGGGACAAUAUACCGGUUUUAUAUUUUAUAUAUCUAUUUUGGUUUUGAUUUU